AUGUCGGACACCCUCUCUGACGCGGACAAGAUCCGCAAUAAGCGACUUGCUAAACUCUCAAAUCCCGUUCCCUCCUCCUCUGGAGAGGGCUCAUCUGACUCGCCCCCAAAUUCCGCGAUUUCCUCACCCUCACGGUCGCCAAUCCGCCAAAAUGCGUCCAGUGAUUCCCGACCAGCCUCACCAUCCACCGCACAGACACCCCAGCGUUUUGAAGGAAAGCGGAUCAAGAUAACCCCCGCUACCCCUGCCCCGGAGCGACCACGCUCGACUGCACCGUCCACUCCGGGGACCCCACCGCCCGGAAGAGUCGAGACCAUUGAGACAUUCGGAGACCGGAUCUUGAGUGCUGCGUUCAAACUCACGUUGAAGGAGGAGGGACACCGAGACCUACAGGGCCAACGCGUGUUCCUCCCUGAAUUGCGCAACGAGCUGCUGAGCCAAGGAAAAGAACUGCUCAUUGGAACAGAAAUCUUGGAUCAAGCGCUUUUAGAAGCCGCAUCUAAGGCCGAGAAAGGACGCCCGUUGGACUACCUGCUGCCGUGUUGGAAGCGUAUCACAAAGUUGCAUAAGGGGUUCCGACGGACAAGAGACGACGAUCCCAAAUUCCAGGUCCUCUGUGAGGCACGUCGGCUUUGCAUGAGUUAUUGCAUCUUUGGCAUUACCAUGCCAGAGAUGUUUGGCCUUGAUUCCCCAGAGACCUCUACAUUAGCACCAUAUCUACUGGUGGACCCAGAGGAUGAAAGAGGUGUUGAUUUUGAAUUCAUUAGCGAGGCAGUCAAGCGUUUCGAGGAAGAUGAGAGUGUCAAGCCCGCUUUCAUUGCUGCUGUGGAGGAACUCAGCACAAGUCUGUCCGGCAUGGACAUUAAUGACGAUUACAAGCCCUAUUCUACGGCAUUACGAAACCUCGUUCGCCAUGCCUCUAUUGCUGCUGCAAUCACAGAAUCAACCAUCUUUAAUGAUUCAAAAGACCCAGCAAACUUUGAGAAGGCCACUCUAUUGGGCCCUUGGUUCCGUCUUUCACCGCUGCAAGCCAACGUUACCAUGUCAUAUUUCUCGAGCCCCAAGACUCGCGACCAAGCAUAUAUUUUGAAUGCCCAGCGUUCUCUUCGCAUGACACAACAAUUGGUGAGCUCUGACCUUCUGGAUGUCAUCAAUCACUUGAUUCGCGCCUCGAAAGAGGCUAGAGAUCGGGUCCUUGACUGGUUUGCUGCUGCUUUGAACAUCAACCAUAAACGUCGGGCCAUGCAGGUUGAUCCUGAGAAGGUCUCGUCCGACGGGUUCAUGUUCAAUCUCACAACGUGUCUCGAUCAACUCUGUGAACCGUUCAUGGAUGCCUCUUUUAGUAAGAUCGAUCGCAUCGAUGCGGAGUAUCUUCACCGGGAUUCCCGGGUUGACAUGAGUGAUGAAACAAAGAUCAAUGCGGAUCAGCAUGAAUCGGAUGCCUUUUAUGCGAAGAAGGCUGAGGGAACGUCUAACUUUAUCACUGAGAUCUUCUUCUUGACUGUGGCCGCGCAUCACUACGGUAGUGAAUCUUUAACCUCUAAGCUUGAGCAACUUGAGAAGGACCUGCGGCAUAUGGAAUCUACUAUCACAAAGUUUGAGCUUGAGCGCCAUCGGUGGUCUGGAAACCCCAGGCAACUGCAAAUGUUCGAGCAAGCGCUGAAAAAGUACAAGGACAAGCUCGAUCUUGGAAUAGCUUUGAAGUACAGUCUACAGGGUGUGAUGUUUGAUGAUCAAUGGCAAGCACGUUCAAUGUUGUUCAUGCGUUAUGUGACAGUCUGGCUGCUGAGACUAGUUUCGGGCGUGAACUUCCCCAAAGAGAAAAUCACCUUGCCUCUGCCCGAGCAACAGCCCGAGAUAUUCAAGUGCCUGCCCGAAUACUUCUUGGAUGAUAUCGUGAGCAACUUUAAGUUUAUCAUGUGGUGUUUGCCACAGAUCAUUACUGCUACCCAGGGAGAUGAACUAGUCAUGCUAUGCAUUACAUUCUUGGAGAGCUCUAGCUAUAUUAAGAACCCAUACCUCAAGGCUGGCCUCGUUUCAAUUUUGUUCCGUGGUACAUGGAACCGCCCUGGUGGUGCCCGUGGUGUUCUGGUGGAUCUUCUCAACUCGAUGGAGUUUGCCAAUGAGAAUCUGCUUCACGCUGUUAUGAAAUUUUACAUUGAGGCAGAGCAUACUGGUACGCACACCCAGUUCUUUGACAAAUUCAAUAUUCGAUAUGAGAUUUUCCAGAUCAUCAAGUGCAUCUGGCCCAACACUCUUUACCGGGAGAAGCUGUCCAUCCAGGCCAGCCAGAACCUCGAUUUCUUCGUCCAAUUUGUGAACCUGCUACUUAAUGAUGUGACUUACGUGCUUGAUGAGUCUUUUGGUGCCUUCAAGACCAUCAACACAACCCAGCAGGAGUUGGCCCGAGAAGGCCACACAAUGGAACAGACCACACGACAGGAGCGAGAGGAAAACCUCGCGACUGCGCAGCGCAGUGCGAAAUCAUACAUGCAGUUGACCAAUGAGACGGUCUCUAUGCUCAAACUCUUUACUGAUGCCUUGGCCGAUUCGUUCACCAUGCCGGAGAUUGUUCAGCGUUUGGCUGACAUGCUGGACUACAACCUUGAUGCUAUGGUGGGCCCGAAGAGCUCUACCUUGCGUGUGGAUAACCUUCAAGAAUAUGGAUUCAACCCCCGUGCCCUCCUGAGUGAGAUCAUCGACGUUUAUCUUAACUUGAUGUCUAAGCAGAAUUUUAUUACUGCUGUUGCCCGUGAUGGCCGAUCUUACAAGCCAGCGAACUUUGAAAAGGCGGCAGAUAUUCUACGCAAGUGGUCUUUGAAAUCUCCGGAAGAGUUGCGACGCUGGGGCCAACUCCAGAAGAAGGUCAUGGAGGCCAAGGCAGCCGAUGAACAAGCAGAGGAGGACCUGGGCGAGAUCCCCGAUGAGUACUUGGAUCCCCUCAUGUACACUCUCAUGGAAGACCCUGUCAUUCUCCCCAGCUCCCGGAUGUCGAUCGAUCGUGCUACUAUUCGAUCCCAUCUGCUCAGUGACCCCAAUGAUCCAUUCAAUCGUGUCCCCUUGACCAUGGAGGACGUGAUACCCGACACCGAGCUCAAAGCCAAGAUUGAAGCGUUCAAGGCAGAAAAUCGCGGGCGGAAGGCCACGUCGGAGAUGGAUACAUCCGCUUAA
Messenger RNA from Penicillium pulvis, 3171 nucleotides. RefSeq names its product ubiquitin-ubiquitin ligase UFD2. The record is from RefSeq and is a predicted model, not a curated record. The transcript has 5 exons. Bases 1 to 3171 code for a protein of 1056 amino acids. Lineage: Eukaryota; Fungi; Ascomycota; Eurotiomycetes; Eurotiales; Aspergillaceae. Gene Ontology annotation, cellular component: nucleus; ubiquitin ligase complex; cytoplasm. Gene Ontology annotation, molecular function: ubiquitin-ubiquitin ligase activity. Gene Ontology annotation, biological process: protein polyubiquitination.